Messenger RNA from Anguilla rostrata (American eel), 4113 nucleotides. RefSeq names its product delta-type opioid receptor-like. Gene Ontology annotation, cellular component: neuron projection; plasma membrane. The record is from RefSeq and is a predicted model, not a curated record. Bases 257 to 1375 code for a protein of 372 amino acids. NCBI's taxonomy places the organism in Eukaryota, Metazoa, Chordata, Actinopteri, Anguilliformes, Anguillidae. Gene Ontology annotation, biological process: G protein-coupled opioid receptor signaling pathway; sensory perception of pain; neuropeptide signaling pathway. The transcript has 4 exons. Gene Ontology annotation, molecular function: dynorphin receptor activity; neuropeptide binding.
UAUUUGCUGUGAGAGCUCGUGGGGGAGCGAGCUGUACAGCCCGUGCUGUGCUACUGAGAGUCGAGGUGUUGCAGAGUAACCAGUCUUUUCAUACCGCGAUCAACAAAGUUUGCACCACGACACUUUCUGCAAGCGAAGAACGACUACAUCAACAAGAUUUUUAUUUUACAACUUACCGCUCUUAUUUUUGAAAACGAGGACGGAAAUUAAGCCGAGUGAGAUACCAGCUGCAUUGAUUCCCGAAUAGUUCUGAACGAUGGACAGCAAUCUGGUGGAAAUAUAUAAGGAAGACAAGUGCCUGUCUGUUGUCUCCGAGGAGUGCUUGUUGAAUUCCACAUGGCAGCCCAGUUAUUCUGACAUAUAUAAUUUCACACCAAAUGGAAGUUGGGCGAACGAGCCCAUGUCGCCCAUUAUACCCAUUAUCACAGCGGUAUAUUCCGUGGUAUUUGUGGUGGGUUUGGUGGGCAACUGCCUUGUUAUGUAUGUUAUCAUCAGAUACACAAAGAUGAAGACUGCCACCAACAUCUACAUCUUCAACCUUGCUUUGGCAGAUGCCCUGGUCACCACCACCAUGCCUUUCCAGAGUACAGAUUACCUGCUCAACUCAUGGCCUUUUGGUGAAAUAGUCUGCAAGGUCUUCAUCUCCAUCGAUUACUACAACAUGUUCACCAGCAUUUUCACCCUGACCAUGAUGAGCGUGGACCGCUACAUUGCAGUCUGUCAUCCAGUCAAGGCCCUUGAUUUCCGCACUCCCAUAAAAGCCAAGAUUAUUAAUGUCUGUAUCUGGAUUCUCUCUUCUGCGGCUGGCAUACCAGCUUUGGUCCUUGGAAGCACUCAAACCAACAAUGGCACCACGGAAUGUGCCUUGCAGUUCCCAGAGCCAUACAUCUACUGGGACACCCUGAUGAAGAUCUGUGUAUUCGUUGUUGCCUUCAUCGUGCCUGUCCUCAUCAUCACAGUGUGCUACACCCUGAUGAUCCUGCGGCUCAAGAGUGUUCGGCUGCUGUCGGGGUCUCGGGAGAAAGACCGGAACCUGCGGCGGAUCACCAAGUUGGUCCUAGUGGUCGUGGCAGUAUUUGUGGUGUGCUGGACCCCCAUACACAUUUUCAUUUUGGUGAAGGCCCUCACCAAUGUUCCCGAGACCACUGCUGUGAUGGCAGCCUAUUUCUUUUGUGUUGCCCUGGGCUACACUAACAGCAGCCUCAACCCCAUCCUAUAUGCAUUCCUGGAUGAGAACUUCAAGAGGUGUUUCAAAGACUUCUGCCUCCCGUCAAAGCUGAAGGUGGACAGACAAGGCACCAACAGGGCAAGGAGCACUAUCCGUGAACCUGUUCACCCACAGGAAAACCAGGACCAAACUAGCAAGCCAGUAUGACUAGCCGUGGAGCUGUCCUCUUUUAGCCCCCAUGGACGAGAGGAUUCAAAUGACCUCGGCUUAACCCAAGUCACAUCAACAAUUUGAACGUAUUCAGAUGUAAAUAUACCCCAGUGUAUUGCACUUGUAGGAUGACAGAUAAAGGAUCAAUCCUUUAUGUUUGUCACUGUUGGGCCAGAAAAUUUCAAAUUAGGCCUACUCUUUUCAAAUGCUUUGUUUACAAAAAUCAAUUGGCUAUAAGAAACCUCACAUUGGUAAAGUGUUGUUCUUAGUGGAAUGGGGCCUGUGUGAGAAGUGUGAAUCCGUGAAUGUUCAACGAUCAAAGUUUCACGAGUGAAUUAAAGUGGCGCGCCAGUUUGGAAGGCUUUCUAGAAUAUAAAAUGCUGCACAAAAGGAUCUUUACUAAAUUACUGUACUCUUUAAUGAACUCAUUUUUUAAGUCCACAAGCAUUUGCUUUGAGUGACACCAGUUUUAUUUUGUUUAUUCAUAUACAUAAUCAGAUAUCACCAGAAAGUAAGCUUGAGAGAACCCAGACAAUUCACAGGAUAUACUGUAGUUUUGACUUAAAUCAUGAACAAAUCUUUAAAAGGCAAAUUUGGAAUUUAACACACACAGAUGUAUAUAUAAAAUUCCCCACCCCCACCCAGUCUGUUUAAAGACUGCACACAAACAUUCUGCAUUACAGUUGUACAUCUAAACAUUAUUAAAGAUAUGUGAAUACCCAAAAUUUUGAAAAAAAUGUAUUUAUACAUUUUAUGAUCUUUAUUGCAGAAAUAAAUGUCCAUUGAACCUUUUUGAAAAGAAAAAAGUAUACAUUAUUUUGUGCAGUUUCCAUUACACCUGUCUAGAUAUGAAUUUAUGAGUACAGCUGCACAGGGUAACCUCUAUUCUGUUUUGUUCUGUGAUUUCAUCAUCUAUUUCGUGCAAAGAUCUAUCCAGUUUAUUCAUUUACCUCAGUUUGGAAUGCACUAUCAUUAUUUUUUAAUGUGUUGAACUUAUGUCAUGCCGACUGUGUGCAAUGAUAUCAGAACAUAGGUCCAUUGUUAUUAUUAAUUGUUCAUUUAAAAUUAUUGGUGCUAUAUAUGUUAAUUAUUUUGUAAUUAAUAUAGACAAAUUAAAAAUUUCACCUUCAACAAUCAAUAUUUAGUUUGUAUCAUGCAGGUGCAUGAUUUGUCCUCCUACAGACAUGGCCUCCUCAUAACAUCCUGCAUUUUUAUAACAUUAACCUAUUCCUGGAGCAUCAAUGGCAUUUGGAUAAUUUUCUUUUGUUGAAUAUUGAAGUAUAAAAUACUCAGGGACAUCAAUUUGGAUUCAAAGUUUAGCAGCUUAUCUUCAUAUAGAUGCUGAUGAGAACAUUGCUUUCUCAAUUUAGGCUGAAUUUUCAAGGGGAGAAUUAGUAGUCCUGAAAAAAAUCUUUGUUUUGUUAUUUAUUUAUUUAUUUAUUUGGUUGUUUUGUUAGGAAGAACAGUUUUUCAGCUGUUUGUCAUUCCCUUAUCAUUAAAGUCCACAAGUGUGCUUUAUGUCCAGGAUUCAGUGCAAUAUUGGUGUUUACAAUCAAUAUUGGCAACAGUGGCAACAGAAUUCUAUAGAGCAUCCAAUUAUACCAAAAUUGUAUAUAAAUAUAAAAAAAUAUUGAAUAUCAUGAUUGUGUUCCAGUGUACAGUUAAAUGACUGCUUGUUGUAAAUGCUCUAAGAUAGGACAGAAGGUAAUGUUUCAAUUAUUUAGCACAGUGAUGUGAUGAUGCAUACAGAAAGAGUCAACAGCUUGUCUGGUCUAAAAUAUACUUGCCUGUGCUGCUUUUAAGUCAAAACGUAUGUGCGAAUCCUGGACUUGAAUGUUUAUUUGAAAUUUGGCAGAGGGCUUUACAUCAACAUUGACAAUUGUAUUAUACAGUCCAGUUGUUAAAUGUUGAUGAUAUACUAUCCAUAUAGUUGAGGAUUGUGGGGUGUUUUGUAUCAGCACAACUCACAGCUCACAUUUGGAUAUACUGUACAUAUGCAAAUAAUUCUGGAAUAGAAAUAUACAUGAUUAUAUAGGUAAUAUAAUGGACUGUUUUGAUUAUUUGAUUUUGCAUGUGAACAAAUGUAAAUGAUAACUAUAUGUAUAUCAUGAAAACAUAUACUAUAAUAUUCAAUAUUUAAAAUACAAAUAUACAGUAGAAGUGCCAAUUCUCUAACAUUUUCUCAAAUUAUUCUAGACACAGUGAAUACAUUCAAAAAAGAAUCAAAAAAAGGAUUGAAAUUCAUCAACAUGUAUUCUUAAUUUCUGUCAUUGUCUGAACAAACGUGUUGUUGAAACUCACAGCUGCUGUCCAAAAUGUUAUGUAUUUAUUUUGAGUCUUAGCAAAUAUAAUAAAUUAAUAUAUAGAUAGUCAGCAUAUAUAGCAUGUAUGUUGCAAUGAAACAUCUUUUAUUUUGCAGUAUCUCUGUCAGUUCAGUGUUAACAGAAAAACAACAUUAUCUGAUGAAAAGAAACAAAACUUUGGUUUAUGCAUAUUAAAAUGUUUCAAACUGAUACUAUAAAUGAAGAUGUGUACAUGUCCAUAGCUGACCUCGGUAUGUGUGGUAAAAUCUUUGGAAAAAUACACUUUGGCACUGUGUAAAAUGAGUAACCCAUGCUAGAACAGUGCUCCAAUUUCUUAUUGUAAAUAACAAAAUACUCUAAUAUGCACAAUAUUUACUUAAUUGUAAAACCUGUCAUGUAUUUUGCUUAUUAUUAAAAUGUAUGGACUGAAAA